This is a messenger RNA of Syzygium oleosum, 1355 nucleotides long. RefSeq lists its product as uncharacterized. The record is from RefSeq and is a predicted model, not a curated record. Gene Ontology annotation, cellular component: SMN complex. The transcript is spliced from 7 exons. NCBI's taxonomy places the organism in Eukaryota, Viridiplantae, Streptophyta, Magnoliopsida, Myrtales, Myrtaceae. Bases 38 to 1093 code for a protein of 351 amino acids. Gene Ontology annotation, biological process: spliceosomal snRNP assembly. Gene Ontology annotation, molecular function: RNA binding; protein binding.
GAUUUUUUUGCUUGUAAUUUCUUGGGAGGGGGUUGCGAUGGAGAAGAAGAAGACGGCGGUGCCGCUCGUCUGCCACGGGCAUUCGCGGCCGGUGGUCGAUUUGUUUUACAGCCCGAUCACGCCCGAUGGCUUCUUUCUCAUCAGCGCCAGCAAAGAUUCCAGCCCGAUGCUGCGAAAUGGAGAGACUGGAGAUUGGAUUGGAACCUUCGAGGGACAUAAAGGUGCGGUCUGGAGCUGCUGCCUGGACACGAAUGCUCUACGUGCUGCAUCCGGCUCUGCAGAUUUCUCCGCGAAACUGUGGGAUGCAUUGACCGGGGAUGAAUUGCACUCUUUUGAACACAGGCACAUUGUCCGGGCAUGCGCCUUCUCAGAGGACACUCAUCUCUUGCUAACCGGCGGUGUCGAGAAAAUUCUUCGAAUUUUUGACUUGAACCGACCAGAUGCUCCUCCCAGAGAAGUUGACAAUUCUCCAGGUUCAAUAAGGACUGUUGCAUGGCUCCAUAGUGAUCAGACCAUAUUGAGUUCCUGUACUGAUAUUGGUGGCGUAAGGUUAUGGGAUGUAAGGAGUGGGAAAAUUGUUCAAACUUUGGAGACAAAAUCUCCUGUCACUAGUGCUGAAGUGAGUCAGGAUGGUCGCUAUAUUACCACAGCUGAUGGUUCUACUGUUAAAUUCUGGGAUGCAAACCACUUUGGGUUGGUGAAGAGCUACAACAUGCCCUGCAAUGUCGAGUCAGCCUCGUUGGAACCAAAGCUUGGGAAUAAAUUUAUUGCUGGUGGAGAAGACAUGUGGGUUCACAUUUUUGAUUUCCAUACUGGAGAAGAGAUUGGAUGCAACAAGGGUCAUCACGGUCCUGUCCAUUGCGUGCGAUUUUCGCCUGGUGGGGAAUCCUAUGCUUCUGGUUCAGAAGACGGCACUAUAAGAAUAUGGCAGACUGGGCCCACAAAUAACUUAGAGAAUGAUGCAAAUCCAGGCAAUGGACCAGUAACUGGUAAAGCAAAAGCUGGGGCAGAUGAGGUUACUCGUAAAGUAGAGGACUUACAAAUUGGCAAAGAAGGGAAGGUUGGUGAGAAGGAUAACGCUGCGGACGCAUAAUGUGCUCUUUAGGUUUGAUCUGUCCGUUUUGUCUAUCCUGCAAGUUUCGAGCAUGUGCGUGUGUGAUGCUUGUGCUUUGCAAAUAAAGUGGACAUGCUUUUGAUAAUUUUUAUUCCUCUGCGGUCCUUUUAAAUGGUUCUCCCUUGGAAGCUCGCUGUCUCCUCGUGUUCCUCUUGUAACAGCAGAUAGCGCUGAAGUUUGGGGACUUCAUUUUUUUGCUUUCUGGAUUGUGCUUAAUGAAGAAGUAUCUGGAAUUUUGCUA